UAAUCGAUCCAAAAAUUUCAGCCCUAAUAUUUCCCAACCCAUCGCCGAGCCUCAACCGCCGCACACCGCUCCUCGCCGCCGUCAACAGCCUCCACUUCGCUCACCGCCCUCUGCUCCCCCACUCCGCUCACCGCUCGCGUACCUUGCUCACCGGUUCGUCCACUCCGUUCACUUCCGGCGCCGUCGCUCGCCCCCGCACCGAUUGAGGCCUUCAUCGAUUCCAUUAAGUAAUGAGUCGUUCGAACGCAAAUCUGAAGAGGAGAAGACCUGGAACAGAUGAAUCAGGUCUGAUAGAUUCGGAGCGAGCAGUCCUCAAUUCAAUAAAAAGCAAAGGGAAUAUGGGGAUUUGGACAAGAGACAUCAAACUAGAGACCAAUCUGACUGACCCCGUUGUAAGCAAAUCGGUCAAGUCUUUGAUGGCGAAAAACUUGAUCAAAGAAGUUGUAAACAUUCAAAACAAGGGUAAAAAACACUACAUGUCAGUCGAGUUCGAGCCUUCAAAGGAAAUAAGCGGAGGGGAGUGGUAUUCAAACGGUGCCCUCGACAAAGAGCUUAUUAAAGCAGUCCAAGAUAUGUGCUUAAGGUUCUUGCGUGCGCAGAAAGUUACUACAAUAGAGGGAGUACACAAUGAUCUCAAGAAGUCAAGAGUGUUGACUUUUGAACCUUCUCGCGAACAAGUUGUGGAUAUAUUGAACUCAAUGGUUCUGGACAAUAAUAUUAUAGAGGUGAAGAGCAGUGGGUUGGGUGAUUACCAUUCUAUCCCUAUCGGAACAGUUUGUUACAGAGUAGCAAGUGGUGCAGGUGUUGCCAAGGGUGGUCCAAAGAAAGGUGGAUUUGCUUCAAUCCCGUGUGGUGCUUGUCCCAGAAUUAGUGUAUGUACACCUGAUGGCCCCAUCUCUCCCGCUACCUGUGUCUAUUAUACCAAAUGGUUAAACGUUGAGUUUUGAACCUAUAUAUAUUUUUCAUCUCUUUCUGGAAUAAAUGCUAAAUGCUGCACAUUUACUUUUUUCUUCGUUUUCGGAUGAUUUGGCUUAGAAUUUUAUUGUCGUAGAAGUUUAUUUUUCUAUUUUUUCUAAUGUUUUUUCUUGUAAAAAUCACCAUCUCCACGAAAUACAUCUUCGUUCUCUUGGGAUAUGAAGUUUGGCCUUUUUCUUGUUU
Molecule: messenger RNA, 1158 nt
Organism: Erythranthe guttata (spotted monkey flower)
Lineage: Eukaryota; Viridiplantae; Streptophyta; Magnoliopsida; Lamiales; Phrymaceae
Product: DNA binding / DNA-directed RNA polymerase
Biological process (GO): transcription by RNA polymerase III
Cellular component (GO): RNA polymerase III complex
Source: RefSeq, a predicted model, not a curated record